Dioscorea cayenensis subsp. rotundata (Guinea yam) is the source of this 2555-nucleotide messenger RNA. Its product is annotated as pentatricopeptide repeat-containing protein At5g02860. The record is from RefSeq and is a predicted model, not a curated record. Gene Ontology annotation, molecular function: protein binding. NCBI's taxonomy places the organism in Eukaryota, Viridiplantae, Streptophyta, Magnoliopsida, Dioscoreales, Dioscoreaceae.
CUCUCUUCGUCUUCACGAGGUUCCGAAGGUCCAACAAUGGCGGAGAAGCUCAACCUCUCUCUCCCUCUUCGCUUCCCAAACCCUCAUCCCUCCAAACCCCUCUUCCAAGAUCCUCCUCACCAUCUCCCCCAACCUCCUCCUUCCUUUUCCCCUCCUCCCAUCACCUCCCCUCCUCCCUCUCUCCGCCGCUCCUCACGCAAGCCCCGUCUCGGCAAAGCCCACGACCCCAACCGCGGCAAGCCCUGGUCCAUCCCCCGGGUCUCCAUCUCCGCCCACCGUGCCCUCCACUCCCUCCUCCACUCCCCUUCCCCUGACCUCCCCUCCUCCCUCUCCUCCCUCCCUCUCCGCUCCCUCAUCGACGACCUCGUUGCCAUCAUCGAAGCACUAGAAUUCCACAAGAAACCCGACCUCGCCCUCGCCGUCUUCUCCUGGGCUCGUGAAACCCAUGGCGACGCCCGUAUUCUCCCAUCCCCUAUCCUCCCCGCUGCUAUCUCCCUCCUCGGCCGCUCCUCCUCCCCUGACGCCGCUUCCUCCCUCCUCUCCGCUCUCAAAUCCACCGGCGCCGUCCCUGAUGCCUUCGCCUACACCUCCCUUAUCUCCGCCCUCGCCCGCAAUCGCCGCUAUCGUGACGCCCUCAAGGUGUUCGACGAAAUGCGCCUUCAGGAAUGCCGGCCUACUAUCAUCACCUACAACGUUGUCCUGCACGUUUAUGGUAAACUUUUCGCUCCUUGGCCUGAAAUCACUUCUCUUGUUGAUGCUAUGAAGAGUGAUGGCGUCUCUGCCGAUCAGUACACUUAUAAUACUCUGAUUAGCUGCUGUCGUCGCGGGGCACUCCACCAGGAAGCUACUGAGAUCUUUGAGGAGAUGAAAACUGCGGGCUUUGAGCCUGAUAAGGUGACUUAUAAUUCAUUGCUUGAUGUUUAUGGGAAGUCUCACAGGCAUAGAGAAGCAAUGGAUGUUCUUAGAGAAAUGGAGGCAAAGGGAUUUCCUCCAAGCAUUGUCACAUACAACUCUUUGAUAUCCAGUUAUGCAAAAGAUGGGAUUUUGGAUGAGGCAUUGGAGCUCAAGGAGCAAAUGGAGGCUAAAGGGAUUAAACCCGAUGUUAUUACUUAUACGACAUUGUUGUCGGGGUUUGAGAAAGCCGGGAAGGAUGAGUUUGCUUUGAGAAUUGCGGAUGAGAUGGAGAGGAAGGGGUGCAAGCCGAACUUAUGUACUUAUAAUGCUUUGAUUAAGAUGUAUGGGAACAGGGGGAAGUUUGAGGAGAUGAUGAAGGUUUUUGAGGAGCUGAGGGAUAAUGGAUAUGUGCCUGAUAUCGUCACUUGGAAUUCUUUGUUGUCUGUGUUUGGUCAGAACGGGAUGUAUUCGGAAGUGUCGGGGGUGUUCAAAGAGAUGAAGAGAGCUGGCUUUGUUCCUGAGAGGGAUACUUAUAAUACUCUGAUCAGUGCUUAUAGCCGGUGUGGUUCGUUUGAUCAGGCGAUGGAGAUUUACAAGACGAUGAUUACUGCUGGAAUUGGGCCUGAUCUUUCAACUUAUAAUGCAGUGUUAGCCGCAUUGGCUCGCGGAGGGCUUUGGCAACAGGCGGAGAAGAUAUUUGCAGAGAUGAAGGAUGGCAAAUGUAAGCCAAAUGAACUUACAUACUGCUCAUUGCUUCAUGGCUAUGCAAAUGCCAAGGAGGUUAAUCGAUUGCGCACUUUAGCGGACAAGAUAUACUCUGGCGAGAUUGAACCACGCAACAUGCUUUCGAAAAGUCUUGUAUUAGCGAGUAGCAAAUGCAAUCUUUUAGCAGAGGCAGAACGUGCAUUCGCAUUGCUGAGGAGAAGAGGAUGUUCUCUUGACAUAACCACAUUGAAUGCCAUGUUAUCAAUCUACGGGAAGAGGAAGAUGACAUCAAAGGUUGAAGAAAUCCUGAAAUUCAUGAAAGAAAGAGGCUUUAGUCCUAGUUUAACAACAUACAAUAGUUUGAUUAAUAUUUAUAGUCGAUCAGGGGAUUGUGAAAGGUCAGAAAAGAUUCUUCGGGAGAUCAAGCUAAGAGGCGGCCGGCCUGAUCUUUACUCCUACAAUACUGUAAUAUAUGCAUAUGGAAGACAGGGACGAAUGCAAGAUGCGUCGAGGAUAUUCUCAGAACUACAGGCUUCAGGUCUUACUCCCGAUAUCGUGACAUACAAUGUCUUCAUUGCAAGCUAUGUAACCAAUGCAAUGUUUGUCGAAGCCGUUGAUGUAGUUCGAUACAUGAUCAAGCAUGGCUGCAAGCCGAAUGAGAGCACAUACAACUCCAUUGUAGACGGUUUUUGUAAACAGGGGCGGAAAGAUGAAGCUGCGGCAUUCGUUCGCAAUCUCCAUCAGCUUCAUCCUGGUGUUUCUGAAGCCGAAGAAUACAGGUUGUCGGAACGAUUGGCGAAAAUAAAAAUGGAAUUCUAAGGAAAGAAACAGCUUCUUGAUUUUGUCAGAGCUGAGGAUAAUAUAUGUUUUGUAUGUAUGUGUAUACAUUCAAAAGACAUUGUAGGUAAGCAUCUUUUUUGUAAUCUAUACAGUUGAAUGUUCAUUGAUAUUUUGCA